Messenger RNA from Elaeis guineensis (African oil palm), 2521 nucleotides. RefSeq names its product galactinol--sucrose galactosyltransferase. NCBI's taxonomy places the organism in Eukaryota, Viridiplantae, Streptophyta, Magnoliopsida, Arecales, Arecaceae. The record is from RefSeq and is a predicted model, not a curated record. Gene Ontology annotation, molecular function: galactinol-sucrose galactosyltransferase activity.
AUGGCACCUCACCUGACCAAAAACUCCACCGAGAUCCUUACAGGGAUCGACGACGGCACUCGGUCGUCGGCUUUUGCCCUCAAGGGCCGAAAUCUCACCAUUUAUCACCGCCACCCUUUCCUCCUUGACAUCCCCUCUAACAUCGUCAUCACCCCGUCGUCCCUUGUCUUCAAGCGCAAGGGUGCCGUCGACACGAGCGGAUGCUUCGUGGGCUUCAAGUCCAGCAUCUCCAGGAGCCGGCACGUGAUGCCCCUUGGGAGGCUCCGCGGCAUUCGCUUCAUGAGCAUCUUCCGGUUCAAGGUGUGGUGGACCACCAACUGGGUGGGGAGCAAGGGCAGCGACAUGGAGCAAGAGACCCAGAUGAUGAUCCUCGACCGCUCCGAGUCCGGGCGGCCCUACGUCCUCCUCCUUCCCCUCAUCGAGGGGGCCUUCCGGGCCUCCCUCCAGCCCGGGGAGGAGGACUACAUGGACAUCUGCGUGGAGAGUGGCUCCACACGAGUGAGGAGCUCCUUCUUCAGGACCUCCCUGUACAUGCAUGUGGGUGACGACCCUUACAUCCUCGUCAGGGAUGCGAUGCGGGUCGUUCAGUCCCAUUUAGGGACCUUCAACCUCCUCGAGGACAAGACUCCUCCAGGCAUCGUCGACAAGUUCGGAUGGUGCACCUGGGAUGCCUUCUACCUCAAGGUGCACCCGGAGGGCGUCUGGGAGGGCGUGAAGUUCCUCUCCGACGGGGGAUGCCCUCCCGGGUUCGUUCUCAUCGACGACGGGUGGCAGUCCAUCUGCCACGACGACGAUGAUCCGCGCACGGAUCAGCAAGGCAUGAACCGGACCUCGGCAGGGGAGCAGAUGCCCUGCAGGCUGAUCGACUUCCGGGAGAACUACAAGUUCAGCGACUACAGAAGCAAGGAAGACCCUGCUCAUACGGGCAUGGGGGCCUUCGUAAGGGAUCUGAAGGCGGCCUUCGAGAGCAUAGAUCAUGUGUACGUGUGGCAUGCCUUGAGCGGCUAUUGGGGCGGGCUGAGGCCCCGGAUGCCUGGCCUGCCGGAUGCCAAGGUCAUAACGCCCAACCUCUCGCCGGGCCUCCGGAUGACAAUGGAGGACCUGGCGGUCGACAAGAUCGUCAACAACGGCGUUGGUCUGGUCCCACCGGAGCGGGCCCACGAGCUAUACGAGGGCAUGCACUCCCACCUCCAGUCAAGCGGCAUUGACGGGGUCAAGGUGGACGUCAUACAUAUACUCGAGAUGCUAUGCCAGGACUAUGGUGGGAGAGUUGAGCUGGCCAGGGCUUACUACAAAGGACUCACAGCCUCCAUCAACAAGCACUUCAAAGGGAACGGGGUCAUUGCCAGCAUGGAGCACUGCAACGACUUCAUGUUUCUCGGAACCGAGUCCAUCUGUCUCGGUCGAGUUGGAGAUGACUUCUGGUGCACCGAUCCAUCAGGGGACCCCAACGGCACCUUCUGGCUGCAAGGUUGCCACAUGGUGCACUGUGCCUACAACAGCUUGUGGAUGGGGAACUUCAUUCACCCGGAUUGGGACAUGUUCCAGUCCAACCACCCAUGUGCAGCCUUCCAUGCGGCAUCCCGGGCAAUCUCCGGUGGCCCCAUUUACGUGAGCGACUCUGUCGGUCGACACAACUUUGAGCUCUUGAAGAACCUGGCAUUGCCAGACGGCACAAUUCUUCGCUGCGAGCACUACGCUCUCCCUACCAGAGAUUGCCUCUUUGAGGAUCCACUCCAUGAUGGGAAGACCAUGCUCAAGAUCUGGAACCUGAACAAGUUCACUGGAGUUCUCGGAGCCUUCAAUUGCCAAGGAGGAGGUUGGUGUCCUCAAGCCCGAAGGAACAAGUGCGCUUCUGAAUUCUCACACACCAUUACGGCAUCAGCAAGCCCAGCCGACGUCGAGUGGAAGAAUGGGAAGAAUCCAAUCUCGCUUGAAGGAGUGGAGCUAUUUGCAGUGUACAUGCUCCAAGCAAAGAAGCUCAAGCUGCUGAAACCGGAAGACAAGGUAGAUGUCUCUCUGGAUCCAUUUGACUACGAGCUCCUUACGGUGUCGCCGGUGAAGGUCUUGUCUUCGAAGAAAUCAAUACAAUUCGCACCGAUCGGGCUUGUGAACAUGCUGAAUUCUGGUGGUGCAAUUCAAUCAUUCGAGGUUGAAGAGUUGAAGGCUAAGAUUGAAGUCAAGGGGGCGGGUGAAAUGAAGGCCUUCUCAUCGGUGAGUCCGGCCGCUUGCCGGAUCAAUGGAGAAGAAGCAGAGUUCGUGUACGAGAAUCAGGUGGUCACACUUCAAGUUCCCUGGUCCGGAUCUUCUUCACAGUUGUGUGUCGUUGAUUAUAUGUACUGAGAUUAGAUUUAGCUGGCCGAAGCCCUGGCCGGCCGGUCAUGUAUAUUAUCCUCAUUGAUCUUCUUUAAAGUUGCGUGAGAUUAGAUUUAGCUGGCCAAAGUCCUGGCCGGUCAUGUAUUGGUAAAUAUAUGUUAUCCUCAUUAGUAAUAUAUUGUCUAUAGAAUAUAAGUUUUGCGUC